This is a messenger RNA of Helianthus annuus (common sunflower), 927 nucleotides long. RefSeq lists its product as uncharacterized. The record is from RefSeq and is a predicted model, not a curated record. The transcript is spliced from 2 exons. Bases 1 to 927 code for a protein of 308 amino acids. Lineage: Eukaryota; Viridiplantae; Streptophyta; Magnoliopsida; Asterales; Asteraceae.
AUGGUUAUUGAAGCCCUCCAUGUUGGUGGUUCGGCGUGGUCGUUCCUUCCUGUCAAAAAUUCGCUGGGAGGUGUUUGGCAUAAUAUUGUUCAAGUUAUUAACAGACCGGUGGUCGGGUCUCGGCGUUUUCGGGACUAUUUUAGGGGCUCUGUGGGUAGGGGGGAUGGUAUUCUCUUCUGGUUGGAUCCCUGGUUAAAGGACGUGCCGUUAAAGGAUGUGUUCCCCAUGUUGUUCUCGCUCGAAGUAGUUAAAACGUGCUCGGUGGAGGAUCGGCUCCGAGGAGAGUUCUUGUGGAAGCAUGAUCCGGAGCUUCCUAGUGAACUGACGGAAUUGGCAGCUUUAAAUGUGGCUGUGGCUCAGGUCUCGCUUAGCGAUCGGAAGGACGACUGGAAGUGGCUGCCGGACAAAGCCGGGAUUUUUUCGGUGAAGUCUGCCAAGCAGCUUCUGGAGACGGUCGACAACAGCAAUAGCGGCUUUGUGUUGCAGUGGUGUAAGUGGGUUCCAAUUAAGUGCAAUGCUUUCGUUUGGCGUGCGGGGUUAAAUAGAAUUCCCACAAUCGAUUCUCUGCGUCGGAGGGGGAUUGGAGUGGGGGACGCUCUUUGCCCUCUUUGCAAAUCGGUUGACGAAUCUGUGGAGCAUCUCUUUACUUCAUGCGUGAUAGCUUCGAUCCUGUGGCAAAAGGUUAGUAGAUGGUGCCGUAUCCCCCCGAUUUUCGCGUUUUCUUUCAAAGACUUGGUGGAGAUCCACAAUGGUCCAGCUAUCAUCCCGAGGGUUAAGCAUAUCAUUCACGGUAUCAUUUUUGUUUCUUGCUGGGUCCUCUGGGCGGCCAGGAACAAGGUUGUGUUUUCCGGAAUGGAAGUCAAAGUCGAUAGUCUGUUUGGUGAGGUUCGGUCGUUAGAUUUGAGCAAUUUCAUGGUGGACAUUUAA